Botrytis porri is the source of this 1585-nucleotide messenger RNA. RefSeq lists its product as uncharacterized. Lineage: Eukaryota; Fungi; Ascomycota; Leotiomycetes; Helotiales; Sclerotiniaceae. The coding region runs from base 705 to 1181 and encodes 158 amino acids. The transcript is spliced from 3 exons. The record is from RefSeq and is a predicted model, not a curated record.
ACUUUCAAGGUUGUUAUGAAUUGCUUCAUAUUUAUCUUAUCUGUACUAGGUAUAUUUAUAUUCAUUCAGUGUAUAUAUCUAUCUACUGUAUACAUACAUACAUAUAUAUAUACAUACACAGUUAACCAUGAUCCGUUAACCAUGGAUCAUCGAUAACCACUUCUCCAAGCCAAAAGUCUAGCCCAACCAGUUUGUUUCUCAUCAGCCCCUCUCAAGCUGGUCACCUAGCUGCCUUAGCUACCUGACUACCUCCCUGACUCUUUACCUACCUACCUACCUACCUACCUACCCACCUACCUAGUCCCUACGUCUUAUCUUAUGCAGGUUCCCAUUUCGAACCUCAUAUCAUAUCAUAUCUCACGAAACCUCUCAACUAUUUUUUGGACUCGAGUAUACUCUACUCGCUACUCUCCUCGCACACUUUAUUAUUCGUACACUCUAAUCAUAGAGAGUAACAAGAUCAACAAUUCUCGACAAUUCAUUCACUUAUUCAUUCACUCAUUCAUAUUGCCAUCUCUAGUUGAAAACCCCAAGUUUUAUGCUUUUCGCAAAAGAUACCCGUGUGACCCUAUCAUUUACCAAGUAAUCUAAAUCUAUUUCAAUUCGAUUUUGACUUUACACAUCACAUCGCACAAGAAAGAGUAUUACAUACAUACAUACAUACAAUCGAUAGCUAUACCUACCUAGGUAUAUAACUUCACAACAUGACAACCAUGGGAAUAGCAAGUAAACGUCUGGGAAAGGAACUUACUAAGAUCCACCAAAGUCUCCCACCAGGAAUAACUCUCGUAUCCGCCGAAGAUUUCAAAGAAUGGCUUGUCGACAUUUGCGUUUUAGAUUCGAAUCCUCUUUACCAAGGAGAAACCUACAGAAUAAAAUUAGUUUUCACACCUAAUUACCCUAUCGAACCCCCCGAAGUAACCUUCCUGGCGCUCUCCACCCCAACCCGCCCUAUCCCCAUGCACCCACACAUCUAUUCCAACGGCAUAAUCUGUCUCGAUCUGCUCGGCACCCAAGGCUGGUCGCCCGUCCAAAACGUCGAGUCGAUCUGCAUGUCUUUACAAUCCAUGUUGACCGGAAACACAAAGAAUGAGCGUCCCGAGGGCGACUACGAGUUUGUGAAGUACAAUCGCAAGAGACCGAGGGAUAUCGAUUUUUAUUACCAUGAUGAUGGGGUUUGAGAGGUUUUAAAGGGAGAGAGAAAACUAUGGAGCGCAUGGGGGAAUUGAGGGAGAGGAAGUGAGGCAGAAGGGAAUGGGCUAGGGAAGAAGAGUGUUCCUCGAGUGUGAGGCAAGGCAAGGGAAUCGAAUGCAUGGACGAAUUUUUGGACAUGAAGAAUGAAGCAAGACAUGAAUGGAUCAAGAAUGCAUAACUGCAAAGGUUGGGAAAGGAUUACUUUGAUCUCUGGCAUUACAGCAAGGCGUUUGAGUGGCUGUGGUUUUUUUUGGGCACGUCAUUCCAUAUUUUAUUACAGGUUCAUGAGUUUCAUGAAUAGAAUUUCUGAAAGUGGUUGUAUUAUCAUGAUUUUUCUUUCUUCUCAUUACUCAUACAAUCAUACGCCCAUCCACCAUGUACGUACGUAUAG